This is a messenger RNA of Oncorhynchus gorbuscha (pink salmon), 2024 nucleotides long. RefSeq names its product MNAT1 component of CDK activating kinase (gene mnat1). Gene Ontology annotation, cellular component: transcription factor TFIIH holo complex. NCBI's taxonomy places the organism in Eukaryota, Metazoa, Chordata, Actinopteri, Salmoniformes, Salmonidae. The record is from RefSeq and is a predicted model, not a curated record. Gene Ontology annotation, biological process: regulation of transcription by RNA polymerase II; nucleotide-excision repair; positive regulation of cyclin-dependent protein serine/threonine kinase activity. The transcript is spliced from 10 exons. Gene Ontology annotation, molecular function: cyclin-dependent protein serine/threonine kinase activator activity. Bases 885 to 1817 code for a protein of 310 amino acids.
UGCGGUGUGGAUCGAGCAGUCAACAAGUUGAGCAGUCAUUUGAAAGAGUAAGAACAUAUCAGUGAGACAACGCAAAGGUGAAAUCCAUUAACGGCAAGAUAAUGGAAUUCAUUGCCCUCGACAAUCAACAGUUCUUUGUUGUGGGUGAUGUUGGCUUUCGCCGACUGGUUGAGCACCGCUACACAUGACCAAGUGCGUAUUUUUCAGAUGUUGCCCUACCGGAGUUACACAGUAAUAGCAUCACUGCUAUUAGCUUCACGACUGACAUUUGGACCAGUGAUAUCAGCCCCAUGAGCAUGCUGAGUCUGACAGCAUAGUGGGUCGAGGAUUUCGUUCUGAGGAAAGUCGUAUUUCACGCACAUGAAUGUGCUGGUUGUCAUACCACUUCUGCCAUUUCAAUGGCAUUUGAGAACAUGUUUGAAACAUGAACACACCAGCUAGCUCCAUUCAAACAACUCGAGAAAUAAUUGAAACGCCUCUCAACAAAACUGCUGACACAGGCUGUGAACAAGCGAUUCGGUGGCAUUCUCUUUUUACUGUGUCACCACCAUGCUCGAUGCUAAGUACAAGGACCGCUACUUCGAUGCAGGCAAGAAACAGGGUUAACGUGAAAUGUUACAUACACAGCUGGACAGGAUGGAAACAGACAGUGACAGUGGGCACCGAGGAAGAGAGGCCACAGACAGACAGAGCUGAAACUUCACUGCUUGACAUGUAUGAUGAAAUCCUGGUUGGGAAUGAAAUGACUGAACAAAUGAACAACAAAACAGCACAGCAAGUUGAGAGGUCCAUGUUCCAUCUGUGAGGUCAGGGAAGGGUGCAGAGGAGCUUGCCACAGAUAUCAGGAGAGUAGCAAGACAGAUGAGGUGGGAGUGGUCAGAGAGAUGGACGACCAAGGGUGUCCGAGAUGCAAGACAACGAAAUACAGGAAUCCUUCCCUGAAACUGAUGGUGAAUGUUUGUGGCCACACGCUAUGUGAGAGCUGUGUGGACAUGCUGUUUGUGCGCGGCUCGGGGAACUGUGUGCAGUGCGACACGCCCCUGAGGAAGAGUAACUUCCGUGUGCAGCUCUUUGAAGACCCUGCCGUCGACAAGGAGGUGGAGAUCCGUAAGAAGGUGCUCAAGAUUUACAACAAGAGAGACUUUGACUUCUCCAACUUGAGAGAAUACAAUGACUACUUGGAGCGAGUGGAGGAGAUCGUCUAUAACCUGACCAACAACCUUGAGGUGGAGGGGACCAAACAGAUCAUGGAGGCUUACCAGAGAGAGAAUAGAGACAUCAUUCAGAAGAACAAGGCCAAGCUGACUCGAGAGCAGGAGGAGUUGGAGGAGCUGCUUCUGUUGGAGCAGCAGGGGAAUGAGCAGCGCAGGCUGGAGACUCUGCAGGAAGAACAGAGACAGUUACAGGCCAAGAGGAAGAGCAAGCAGGCUCUACUGGAUGAACUGGAGCGCUCUCAUGUCCCCGCCACCAUCCUGCUGGCCCAACACAAGGACCGGGCCGCCCAGCUGGAGACCCAGAUUGAGAAGCAGAAACAGGUGGUCAAAACCACCAUCUUCUCCACUGGCAUCCCUAUGGGUCAGACUGUGUCGCUGCUGACCGUGAACCGGUUAGAAGAGGUUCUGUACCACUACCAGCCCAUCCACAUGCACACAUACGGACCCCCCGUCCCUGAGCUGGAGCAGCUGGGGCGACUCGGGUAUUUGAAUCACGUGCGUACUGCCCAGCCCCAAGACAUGGCUGGAGGAUACAACUCAGGACUGGCGUGUCAUCGAGCCAUCCAGGAUGCCUUCAGUGGGCUCUUCCAUCCACUGGGCUGACCCCUCAAAAACAGAGAGGAGCUCAGAAAUAUGAGGCUGUCAAUAUAAACUCUUGUCUAAGGACUCAAAUCACCACCCUUCUCUACAUUGGGGAGGGAGCCAUAGACCGCUAUGGGAUUGUGGUCUAAAGUCAGACCAGGAUGUAUAUGUUGCUAUUUUUGUAUUAUCUUAUUUUCAUUUUUAUUAAAAUAAAUAUUUAAAAAACAA